Crotalus tigris (Tiger rattlesnake) is the source of this 2638-nucleotide messenger RNA. RefSeq names its product arylsulfatase A (gene ARSA). The record is from RefSeq and is a predicted model, not a curated record. Gene Ontology annotation, molecular function: arylsulfatase activity. The transcript is spliced from 9 exons. NCBI's taxonomy places the organism in Eukaryota, Metazoa, Chordata, Lepidosauria, Squamata, Viperidae. The coding region runs from base 595 to 2127 and encodes 510 amino acids.
GGGGCCGGCAGGAGAGGCCGUGCCGGGGCCGAGGCGCUGCUCCAUCGGGGCUGCCGGGACGCUGGCAGUCGGGUUGGGGUCUCGGGGGGGGGUUGCCUUGGCCCCCUCCCCCUCCCCAAGCACUCUUGGGGUUCCAGGCGCGGUCUCGCCUCGGAGGUCUCCUGCCUUGGGCGGAAGGGGGGCUGGACUAGAAGACCUCCGGUUGCCUUCCAGCGCUAAGUCCGGCAGCGCCUGCCCGCAGCGUCGCGGAUGCAGCCGGCUCUUCUCCCCCAUCGCCAACCCGGCGCCCUCCAGAGGUGCAGGCUUCGGCGUCCCUCGGGGCCAGCCCGCAGGAGCGGCAGCUUGGCGGUCGGUCCGGGCACGCUUUCGAGCGAGCGUGGGGUCUGCAAAGAUCUUAAGGAGUCAACCUCCGGCUGAAGACCCUUCCGGUGACGGUCAAGUCCCACGUGCUAAUCUCCUGAUUGGAGAACAGUGGGGCAUAAACGGCGAGGUGGACCUUUGGCGCCCCACUCAAGCUGAAGCUUCGAGGGUGGCCUUGUGGCUUGGACAGACUUCCUGCUGACCUGGCCUGGCCAGCAUCCCUUCUGGUCAACCAUGUCAUCCUUGCCUCUGUCCUGGCUCCUUGCCCUGUGCCCGCUGCUGCUGCUGGCCUCCCUUGAGCCAGCAUACCAGCCCCCCAACAUCGUCCUGAUUUUUGCGGAUGAUCUGGGCUUCGGAGAUCUGGGCAUCUACGGGCACCCCACCUCUUCCACCCCCAACCUGGACAGGAUGGCUGCCGAGGGCCUGCGCUUCACCGACUUCUACAGCAGCAGCUCCGUCUGCAGCCCUUCCAGGGCAGCCCUCCUGACGGGACGCUACCAGACCCGUUCCGGGAUCUAUCCGAGCGUCUUUUAUCCCGACUCGCAGGGAGGCCUCCCGCUGGCCGAGGUGACGGUGGCCGAAUUGCUGAAGGAGUGCGGCUACACCACGGCCAUGGUUGGCAAGUGGCAUCUGGGCCUGGGUCCCAAGGGCAUGUUCCUGCCCACCAACCAAGGCUUUGACCACUUCUUCGGGAUACCCUACUCGCACGACCAGGGCCCCUGCCAGAAUCUAACCUGCUUCCCACCCAGCACUCGGUGCUUUGGGGCCUGCGACCAGGGGGUGGUCCCGGUCCCCCUAUUCCUGAACCAGAGCAUCCUGGAGCAGCCCAUAUACUUCCCCCGCCUGGAGGGCCACUACAGUAACUUCGCGCGCGAGUUCAUCCUGGAUUCCGCUCAGCGCAAGCAGCCCUUCUUGCUCUAUUACGCCUCUCACCAUACCCAUUAUCCCCAGUUUGGGAGCCAAAACUACACGGGCCGGUCCCUGAGAGGGCCUUACGGCGAUGCCCUCCUGGAGUUUGACGCAUCAGUGGGCUCCCUCUUGCAGGCCCUGCAGGAUGCUGGCGUCCACAGAAACACGCUGGUGUUUUUCACGUCUGACAAUGGCCCAGAGACGAUGCGUGGCUCCCGAGGAGGCAGUGCGGGCUUGCUGAAAUGUGGGAAGGGGACGACCUAUGAAGGGGGCAUGAGGGAGCCUGCCGUGGCUUAUUGGCCAGGUCGCAUUGCGCCAGGGGUGACCCAUGAACUGGCCAGUACCUUGGACAUCCUUCCCACUCUGGCCGCGCUGGCCGGGGUGCCUCUCCCCAACGUCACACUGGACGGAUAUGACCUCAGCCCCCUCCUCCUGGGGAAAGGAAAGAGCCCCCGUCAGACCAUGUUCUUCUACCCGACGGCUCCCGAUGAAUUGUAUGGGGUUUUUGCCGUCCGCUAUGGCAAGUACAAGGCUCACUUCUUCACCAAAGGAUCCUUCAACAGCGGCGCGACCCCCGACCGGGCCUGCAGCGGCUUCGCCAGUCUCAUCCCCCGGGAGCCCCCCCUGCUCUUCGACCUCGAGACGGACCCUGAGGAGAACUACAACCUCCUGCAGGCCGGUGCCCAGAAGGCCGAAAUCCUGAAGGUCCUCAAGGAGACCCGCCUGCUGAAAGCCGCCUUUGACGGGGCCAUGACCUUCGGGCAGAGCCAGCUGGCCUUGGGCAGCGACCCCUCGCUCCAACCUUGCUGCUCCCCCCAGUGCAGCCCCAAGCCCUCCUGCUGCCGCUGCGCCUCCUAGCCCCCCUCCUUCCUCACUCGCCCGCAGCCCACGUCCGGCUCUGGCACCCGUGGACAGGACAGCGGGUUCAUUUUGACACCUUCCCAAGGAGUUUCUGCCAUUGCUUUUUUAAUCGGGGGGGGGGGGGGGAAGAAUCCCAUCUUGCUUUCUGAGUCGGGGAAGCUCCAUGAUCAGGAGCAACCUGUCCUGCUGGAUGUUUAGAGGGCCAUCCUUGGCAGGGAGAGGGUUAUCUGUUUCCUGCAGCUGCACUCCUUCCCUUCUUUAAACCUUCAAACUCCUCAGGAAUGGAGAUAAUGUGCCAGUCAGAGACUGCUGGGCUUGGAGGCUGAAGGGAACUGGAGGUUAAUGGCUCUGAAGAGGAAGCUGGUUCAUAGGGCAUGGAAUGAUAGAGCUGGAAGGGACCUUGGAGGUCUUCUAGUCCAACUCCCUGCUCAAGCAGGAGAGCCUAAGCCAGGGGUAGGCAACCUUGGCUCUUUUAUGACUCGUGGACUUCAACUCCCAGAAUUUCUGA